Messenger RNA from Aureococcus anophagefferens, 7632 nucleotides. RefSeq lists its product as hypothetical. The record is from RefSeq and is a predicted model, not a curated record. Lineage: Eukaryota; Pelagophyceae; Pelagomonadales; Pelagomonadaceae. The coding region runs from base 1 to 7632 and encodes 2543 amino acids. Gene Ontology annotation, biological process: regulatory ncRNA-mediated heterochromatin formation. Gene Ontology annotation, molecular function: helicase activity. The transcript is spliced from 6 exons. Gene Ontology annotation, cellular component: nuclear RNA-directed RNA polymerase complex; WASH complex.
AUGCCGCCGCGGCGCGUGCUGGGCCCCGGCGGGCGGCGGACCCUUGGCCCCGGGGGCAAGAAGACCGGCGGCGGCGGCGGCGCCGGGGGCGGCGGCAGCAGCGACGCCGUCGGCGCCGCGCGCGAGCGCGGCCGCGUCGUCGCGCUGAAGAAGGCGGAGAAGUACGGCUUCAUCAAGCGCGAGGCGCCGGCGGAGCGCGGCGAGCGCCCCCUCUACUUCCGCUUCGAGGACUGCGACUGCGACGCGAGCCGGCUGCGGGAGAACGACGACGUGACGUUCGCGGCGUCGGACGCGCCCGACGACGGCAAGUUCGGCAAGCGCGCGUUCCACGUGGAGCUCGACCUCGUGCGCACGACGGAGGCGGACCCGGGCCGCUACGGCCACGUCGACAGCGUGCUCACCAACCUCCGGGUCCACGACGGCGCGGCCGUCGAGCGCGCGGGGAGCCGGCUCGCGGCGUGCGACGUCACGGAGGCGACGCGGUGGGCCGUGGGCCUCGCGGAUCGCGGCGCCGACGGCGUCGUGCUGCGCCAGGACGAGGUGCUCGACGCCCUGCGGCGCGACGACUGGCCCCUCGUCGGCGUCGCGGCGUUCCUCCGCGCGCUCGCGGACCCGGAGCUCGUCGAGCUGGCGCAGGCGGGCGCGGGCCCGGUCUACGACGCGUGCCUCGCGUCGCCGCUUCUGCUGUCGCCGAAGAUGGCGCGGGCUCUACUGCUCAAGGCGGGCACGGAGAAGCGGCCGCCCAAGGGGAAGCCGCCCGGGAAGUCCCAGGGCGCGUCGCCGGACGACGCCGCGGCCGUCGGCGCCGUCGCGGGCGUCGUGUCCGCGUGCCUCGACCGGGACCGGUCGGCCUACGUGGCGCUGGCCGACCUCCUGCUGGCGCUGGAGGACCUCGUCGCGGACCGGCGCCGCGACAAGGCGCCGGCCUGGAGGGAGGCGCUCGGCGCCGCGAAGCGCGUCGUCGACCGCGGCGCGAGCCUCCGCGCGGACGCCGCGCGCCUCGACGACGCCGCGGGCGGCGACGACUACCGCUACCUCAAGCUCUUCCCGUCGCGGGACGACGUGCUCGGCGACGGCGGCGACGACCUCGCGCCGAAUCAGGUCAGCGGGUCGCAGACCGCGGAGUGCUACGUGCGGACGCACUUCAAGCUGCUCCGCGCGGACUUCGUGGGCCCGCUCCGCGACGGCGUGCGCGCCGCGCGGCGCGGCGAGGCGUCGCGGGACGUCGACGUCUACCGGGACGCGCGCCUCGUGGGCGUGGCGCCGUCGCGGAGCGGCCUGCUGAGCGUGCUCGAGUGCGACGCGGGCCGCGAGCCGUGGCGGAAGACGCGGUGGUCGCGCGCGGGCGACGCGAUGAACAAGAGCCGGCUCAUGGGCGGCGGCCUCGUCGUCGUCGUCGACGCGGCGACGCUGGGCGACCGCGCCUGGACCUGCGGCGUCGUCGCGGAGACGCGCUGCGACAAGGGCAAGCUCCGCGUCCACGCGCGCCUCGACGACGACGGCGAGGCGUUGGUAUUUGGCGGCGCCUACGCCGUCAUCGACUGCUGCGCGACCUACUUCGAGGCCUACCGCUGGGUCCUGGCGAGCCUCCAGUCCCUGGAUUUAGAAGCUUUUUCGUCGAACGGCCUGCUGCGGACGCUGCUGGAGCUGCCGAAGACGUCGCCGCGCCCGACGUACCUGCGGAGGGGCCAGAGCUACGACCUGCGCGUCGACGGCGCCGCGGCGCGGGUCGAGGACGUCUUAGACGACGCGUCGUGGCCGGCGACGCUCGGCACGCUCGACGCGUCGCAGCUCGACGCGCUCAAGCACGGGCUCACGCGGUCGCUCGCCGUCGUCCAGGGCCCGCCGGGCACGGGCAAGACGCACGUGGGCCUCGCCAUCGCGCGCCACCUGCUGCUCAACGGCGCGGGGGCGCGGGGGAAGCCGCUGCUCGUCGUGUGCUACACGAACCACGCCCUGGACGCGUUCCUCGAGGGCGUGCUCGAGUUCGAGCCGAACGUGAUCCGCGUCGGCGGCCGGUCCAAGUCCGAGAAGCUCGCGGACCACAACCUGCGGGACAAGGCCGCGGAGCUGCGCGAGCUCGACAAGAAGUGCAGCGACGGGUCCAUGUUCGGCGCCGUCCACGUCCGCGCGCGCCGGAGCCUGCUCGCGCGGCUGCGGGAGCUCGAGGAGACCGCGGCGCGCCUCGCGGAGGACGCCAGGGAGGCGGCGACGCGGGGCCCGGGCGUCGACGACCUCGAGGACCUGGCGACGCCGCGCCAGCUGCGGAGCCUCUACGGGCGGCCCGUCGACGGCUGCGUCUUCGAGGCGUGGCUCGGCGUCGCGCCGGCGGCGCUCCUCGGCGCGCCGAAGCGGGCCGAGCCCCGGGCCGACGCCGGCGCCGACGGCGACGCGCCGCUGAAGGACGACCCCGACGCGUUAAACGCCGCGGCCGUGCGCGCCGACGAGCGCGAGGACGGCCCGGACGGCAAGCCCGACCGCCGCGCGGAGCGCGUCUUCCGCGUCGCGUCGCCGCCCGCGCUCGCGCCGCGCUACGCGGCCCGGGCGCCGCGCCGCGACGCCGGGGACCGGGACGACGUCUGGGCGCUGCCGACGCCGGAGCGGCGGCUCCUCUUCCUCCAAUGGGCGGCCGCGCUCUACGACGACGCCGUCGCCGGUUUGGCGUCGGUCCGCGACCGUUUGGACCGGUCGCGGCGCGAGCUCGACCGCCUGGACCGCGACGUCGACGCCGAGGCGCUGCGGGGCGCGCGCGUCAUCGGGCUGACGACGACGGCCGUCGCGAAGCGCCGCGAGCUCCUGGCCGUCGUCGAGCCCGAGGUCGUGGUGGUGGAGGAGGCCGCGGAGGUGCUCGAGGCGCACGUGCUCGCGGCGCUGGGCCGCCACACGCGGCAGCUCGUGCUCAUCGGCGACCACGAGCAGCUGCGGCCCGGCACGGCCGUGUUUCGCCUCGCGACGCGCUACAACCUCGACGUGUCGCUCUUCGAGCGCCUCGUGAAGAACGGCGUCGACCACGUGACGCUCGCGAGCCAGCGGCGCAUGCGGCCCAACAUCUCGCGGCUCGUGCGGUCCAUCUACCCGAAACUCGCGGACCACCCGUCGACGGGCGACCUGCCGCUCGUGCGCGGCGUCGCGCGGAACGUCUUCUUCCUCGACCACGCGAUGGCCGAGCAGGGCGACGCGUCCAAGUCCAAGUCGAACGCCGGCGAGGCGGCGCUCGUCGCGCGGCUCGCCGAGUACCUCGUGCUCGGCGCGCCGCGCUACGGACCGGACCGGGUCACGGUGCUCGCGACCUACGUCGCCCAGGUCGGCCUGCUGAAGCGGUCGCUCGCCGCGCGGGGGCUCGACGACGUCCGCGUGUCGUCGGUCGACAACUUCCAGGGCGAGGAGAACGACGUCAUCCUCCUGAGCCUCGUGCGCAACGACGGCCGCGGCGCCAACGCGACGAAGCGCGACCGCGGCGGCGCGACGGUCGGCUUCCUCGCCGUGUCGAACCGCGCGUGCGUGUCGCUCACGCGCGCGCGGAGCGGCCUCUUCGUCUUCGGCAACGCGUCGCUCCUCGGCGCCAAGUCGGACCUCUGGCGGUCCAUCCUCGCGGACCUGCGCGCCAGCGGCGACGUCGGGCCCGCGCUGCCCCUGAAGCCCGGGUUCCGCGACGGCGACGACGCCGUCGUCAAAGCGUACUCGCCCACGAACGUGCGGGAGCCGUCGCUCCGCAGGAUGUCGAGGCGGACGGGACCGCCCCCGAAGCUCAUCUCGAGCAAGUCCUCAAAAUCGCUCUACGGCUCGCAACCGUUCGGCGACGCGCGGUCCUGCGAAAUCUUCGUCGAGCACGCCGUCGCCGGCUUCUGGCACUGCGCGUCGUGCGGCGUGCCCAAGUGCUCCCACUUCAACGCGAAGCGCUGCGCGGCCGUGCCGCCGCCCAAGGACCACGCGGGCCCCGUGUACCAGCGCAAGGGGAGCAAGCGCGGCGGGUCGUGGCGCGACCGCGAGGCGACGCUCGUCGCGGGCAAGCUCAAGCUCUUCGAGGUCGCGGAGGGCGGCGGCCCGGGGCCCCACGUCGCGACCUGUGUCGCGACCUACGUCGUCGACGCGAACGCCCACGUCGUCGUCGGCGACCAGAGCGAGGGCCGGCGCCACGCGCUGCGCAUCGAGACCGCGUCCGGCGCGCGCGUGCGCCUCGCGUGCGCCGCGCCCGAGGCGCGCGACGCGUGGGUCGCGGCGCUCGUCGCGACGCAGGCGUGGCUCGUCAGGGUCCGCGCCUGGCGGAGCGAGGCGGCGCACGGCGUCUUCGACGGCGCCUACGAGGCCGCCGGCGGCGAGCGGCGGCGGCGAGCGAAGCUCCGGGACGAGCGGACGGCGCUCGACCGGCGGCUCCGCGCGCUGAUGGAGGACUGCGAGGCGCUCGCGGCGGCCGCGCGGAGCGCGCGCGCGCCGGGCGCGAUCCGCGACGACGGCGGCGCGGCGGGCGCGGCGAAGCGCGCGGGCGAGCGCCUCGCGGCGCGCCUCGAGACGUCGACGGACCGCGACCUCGUCAAGGCCUUCGGGAAGGGCGUCGCGGGCAAGGCCUGCCGGUCGCUCAUGAAGCUCAACGAGGCCGCGCACCGGCGCCGCGUCGCGCUCGCCGCCGAGCGGCCCCCCGCGGCCGCGUCCGCGCUCCGCGCGCCCGUCGGCGAGGGCCUGAAGAUCGCCGGCGUCGACGCGCGCGACCGCGCCGCGGCCUGCACGCGCGUGCUCUGCAGCCUCGCGCGCGAGCCCACGCUCCAGCAGGCGCUGAGCGCCUACAGCGCGACGCGGAGCGGCCGCGGCGGCGCGGCGCUCACCGGCGCGGACGAGAUCGUCGCGCCGACGCUGCUCCUCGCCGACGCGGCGCUCCUCAGCUACGGGCCCGCGAACCUCGACUCCUUAGCGCCCACGAACGAGAACGCGGCCGCGUACGCGACGACGGUGCUGCUCAACCUCGCGUCCGCGGCCGCGGCGUCGACGGAGGGCCACGAGGCCGUGACGGCCGCGCUGCGGGACCUCGGCGCGGCGAAGCACUGGCCCGGGACGGACUCGCGGGGCCUACAGUGCGAGCCCUGGGGCUGCGUCGAGGCGCGGCUCCGCGACGCGGCGACGCACCUCGUCGCGCGGACGGGCCGGGCCCACGCGGGCCGCGACUCGACGCCGACGUGGGCGAGCGCGUACUGCGCGGGCCUCGCGGACCUCGUGGCGACGCUCGCGGCGCGGCCCAGGGGCCAGGCGCCGCGGACCGUGCGCGCGCGGCUCCGGCUCCGCGCGGAGCUCCGCGCCUGCGGCGUCCAGGACGCGUUAGACGCGCUGCGCGAGGCCUGCGGCGCGCCGACGCCGUCGCGGCGGUCGGCGCCGUCGCUCCGCGAGGAGCUGACGCCGAAGGGCGGCCUCUUCGCGCGCGAGGCGCCGGACGCGAAGAAGCCCGUCGCCAAGGCCGCGGAGCCGGCGGCGCACCCGGGCAUGACGCGCCUCGCCGCGCGGCUCCACGUCGUCCGCAUCGUCGACGAGCUCGACCGCGUCGCCCUCGACGACGACGACUCCGAGGCGCUGCGCGUCGCCCGGGACGGCGACCUCGCCGCGCUGCUGCGGCGGCCCGACGUCGCGGCGGCGGACGCGCGCGACCACCUCGCGUCCCUGGUCGCGCGCGUCGACCGCGGCGUCGCGGGCUGCAACGACGUCCGCGCCAUCGCGGCGGCCGCGGACGCGCUCGACGCCGCCGCGGAGCAGCUCGACGCCUCGGGCGACGCGCCGCGGAGGCCCCGCUCGGCCCUCGCGGCCGCGGCGGCGGCCGCGCCCUUCGCGGCCGCCGCCGGACGCGCGCCCUUCGCCGCCGAACGCGCGCCCCUCGCGGCCGCGUCGCCCGAGGCGGAGACGGCGGCGGCGACGGGCGCCGUCGCGCGCAUCCUCACGCGCUUCUUCCCGAACCUGAAGGCCGCCGACGACGCGCCGGCGCCGGCCGAGCGCGCGGCCGCGGCCGCCGCCGAGUCGGACGCGCCCGUCGCCGUCGUCCUUCGAGUCGACGCGCCGCCGCCCGCGGAGGACGGCGAGGACAAGGCCGUCGCCAAGUACCGCAAGCUGCUCAAGAUGGGCAUGCCGCGCGACGGCAUCGCGACGAAGAUGGCCGCCGAGGGCCUCGACCCCGCCUUGCUGGGCCUCGAGCCGCCCGCGGCGCUGGCGCGCGAGCGGUCGACGCGGGCCUACCCCAAGCCCGUCGCCGCGCCGCGGGCGACGGAGAAGCUCAAGGCGCUCUGGUGGGAGCCCCUGGACCAGGCCGCCUACGCGAAGUCGUUCUGGAGCGCCGGCCGCGACGCGGACUUCGAGGCCGCGCGCGCCGCGCUGCGCGCGAGGCUGCCGGACCUCGCGCGCGACUUCCGCCAGGAGGCGGGCGCGGCGCGAAACGGCCCGCCGGCGGCGCUCCGCGAGGAGGCGUCCCAAAAAAACUUCGCGGCGCCGCUCGACGCGAAGCGCGCGCAGCAGGCCGCGCUGUCGCUGCGGAAGAUCCAGGACGCCGGCCUCGGCGACGCGGCCCGCGUCGCCGCGGCGCUCCGGGGCGAGCGCGGCGCGGACCUCGGCCUCGACGAGGACGCGCUCGAGCUCGUGCGCCGCGUCGGCCUGCCGCCCAAGGCGGCCGACGACGCCGGCGAGCGCGCCGCGCUCGCCGCCGCGCUCCGGCGGCCCGCGCCGCUCCGCGACGCGGACCGGUGGGUCGCGGAGUUGGUGGCGUCGACGCCCCGCCUCCGCCAGCGCGUCGACGUCGCCCUCUCGCGGCUGACCGCGCCCGCGCGCCUCGCGGCGGCCGCGGCGGUCGUCGACCGCCUCAAGACCGCCGUCGACGCCGCGCGGGGCUCGCCGGCGCUCAGGGCGACGCUCCGCCUCGCUUUGGUCGUCGGCAACGCCGUCAACGCGGGCACGAGCCGCGAGGCCGCGGGCGUCGGCGUCGGCGACCUCCACAAGCUCGCGCAGGUCAAGGGCUCCGCGGGCGCGCGGCCGUCGCUGCUCCGGUUCCUCGCGGAACUCGCGCGCGCGGCGCCGGGCCUCGCGCCCUGCGGCCGCCUCGGCCUCGAGGUCGUCGCCCCGCUCGCCCGGGCGACCAAGGACGAGCCCGGCGCCCUGGGCGACGCGCUCGCGGGGCUCCGCGCGGACGUCCGCCGCGCCGAGGCCGAGGCGAACGAAGGGCCCGACGACGCCGCGCCGCUCCGCGACUUCGCCCGGUGGCUCGAGACGCAGGUCCGCGGCCUCGUGGCCGCCGAGGCGACGGCCGCGCGCGACGCCGACGCGCUGCUCGCGCUCUUCGGCGCCGACGCCAAGGGCGACGCCGCGCGACACCGCGCGUGGCUCGCGGAGCUUCUCGACUUCGCGCGGGCCUUCGACCGCUGCCUCGCGGACCUCGCCGCGGGCGACGCGCGCGGCCGCCGCGCCGACGACCGCGCGAAGCGCGAGGCCGCGCGGCGCCGCGCGCGCGCGAACCACGGCCUCGCGCCCGACGGCAAAGGCGAGGUCCGCGACCUCUUCGACGACGGCGCGAACCUCCUCGGCAUGCUCGAGCGCCGCCGCGUCGCCAUCGAGGGCGGCGACGACGACGACUUCGCGUCCGAUGAGGGCGACGACGACUGGGACGACUAA